Thermothielavioides terrestris NRRL 8126 is the source of this 3172-nucleotide messenger RNA. RefSeq lists its product as uncharacterized. The transcript is spliced from 2 exons. The coding region runs from base 128 to 3172 and encodes 1014 amino acids. The record is from RefSeq and is a predicted model, not a curated record. Lineage: Eukaryota; Fungi; Ascomycota; Sordariomycetes; Sordariales; Chaetomiaceae.
GCAGGAAGGACCGCCCAGUGGGCAGCCUGAAGGCAGCUCGACGUCCGCAACAAUCACCAAGCGUGACUCACUGACCGGGGAGACUGCCGUUGACUCCUCUCCGAGGACGAGCAUCGCCCAGUUGGACAUGGAGUCGGCCCGGAUCGUCAACAUGGCCCUGAACCUGAGCCAGUCGAGGCGGCUCGCGUCCCGCGGGAACCUUUCCCAGCCGACCCCGCCGAGGUUAGCACCUCUGCCCGACAAUGCCCCGGGAGGGAGCCUGAGGUACCACCUGCAACAACAAAGAAAAAUGUCGCGUACCGUCUCGCCCAAGCCCGACCGGUCGCCCAGGAUAGGCGGCGGGAGAAGCUUUACCCCGUUGCAGCCCGCGUUUGAGCCCGGGGCAGCUUAUCGAUACCACUUCUCGCAGUCUACCCUGGCCAGGGCCCAAAAGGCCAAGGAAUACCUGGAGCUCAUGGCUCAGUACCGGCGCGUUCUUGAUCUAGUUGCUCCGCUGGAGCCCGAGCGAACAACUAGGCCCUGGUCUACUCCGCCCAGCACGCCCAGCGGCUCAGCCCCUGUGUCUCGAGUGCCCACCGGAGAGCCCGAGACAAGGAUCGGACGGCCGUACAACCCGCUACAGUACAUCCGGAACCGAAAGGUGCGGGCACGCGAGAGAAAGGCGAUUGAUGGUGCCGCCCAGGGUUUCAGCGACGUCCUGAAGGUUUCUGAGUGGAUAGACGAAGUGGCAAAGUGGGUGGCCACGGGGCAGGCUCGCCUGCCUGGGAACCCGGCUUUGCCGCCCUUUCCCAGCGCCCAGGCCGCAGCGUUGCAGGCAUCUCCGCCGACCAACGCGAGGACGUCGACCGUGAUGAAGCCUAGGCGGCCGCGGGUCGACUGGGUCAUCGAUCCAGCGGACAUGCUAGCAGACGUGUACUGGCUGGAGCUCGAUGACAACAAGAAGUUGGUAGAAGACCGCCAUUGGAGGCGCGUCUUUCCUCAGGCGCCUGAUGUCCCACAACCACUAUCGCGAGAUGAGAUGCCGCGCCUGGCUACCUCAGGCUCCGCGCUGGACUCGUCUGAAGCACUCGCGCCAGAUGAGAAGGCAACACCGGAUCCACCGCUUUCGAGACACGAACACGAACAUGUCUUCAGCGCGGCGCGCGACCGGGCUCAGCAGAAGCUGCGGGCGCUCAAGGGGUCGCACCAUCGGCAGACAAGCUCAGUAACCAACCGCGACAUCCUCCGCCUCCGUCGCGGCUCGCUUUCCGAGUCGUCCGAUACUGACAGCGAUCGCCGGCGACGGGCGAAGGGCGGCCCCGGUGGGAGCAGCACGGUGAGGUCUGUGUUGGAAAAGCAAAUGGAAGAGAUGAUCGCACAAGAGCAGAGAGAAGCCGCAUCGCACCCGCUCUACGACCAUGAGACGCAACGCAUACAUUUCACCCCCAUGACUCCUGAGCGGGAGGCGCGGCAACCAUCCCAAGAGCUCGAUAACCGUCUCCGAGCCGACUCGCGCGCCGAGUUGAGCGAAGCAGAGGCCCAAGGGCUCGGGUUGAAGCCGCUGCCACCUGCGCGUUCGACGCCGCCACAGCCCAGGGGAGGCACCAGUCUCGAGGUCCCAGGGAGCAGACGCUUGUCGGUCGAAGGCGAUGCCUCGCAGCUGAACUCGCCGAAUUUGCGGCCCACUAACGACGUCGGCCCGGUUCCGGCGAUUGGCAUGGAUCUAUCACCCGUGUCUAGCCGGCCAAGCUCGCCGCAUCGGAACCCGCUCUCCAAGGUCAAGAGCAUGUUUCGGGAUCGUAGCAAGGAGCGCCCUUCCGACACCCAACCUGCUGGGGAGGAUGCCGUCCUCUCGCUGGGCCCUCCGGAUGACGCCUGGAUCGGGACGCCGGCAACGGCUGGAAGCAACGUCUCCUCACCCCAGCGGAGACGGUCGAGGAGCCCUGCUGGAGAGCGGGUUAUGGGCCACCGGUCGCACAAGAGUAUCGGCAGCGCCAGGGUACGUGGGGAAGAUGGCGGUCUCAGCCUCCGCUCCCUACUUCGCGGCCCGCGCAUCGAUACUGUGUUGCGCAGCGGCGUUUCCAAGGUCAGCGACAUGCUCUGGCGAAGGGAUGCUGGCGACGACCAGUCCUCGACCACGUCGACUGAUGACUCCGACUCCGAGUCGAGAGGGAGAUCGCGAGGUCCCCGACAUGGGCGUCAUCUCUCCGCAGAGGAUGCGACCGCGCUGCGUGAGGCGGGAUCCCAACUCACCCCCGACUACGCCAAGUCUGGUCACCUUCAGCACCCGCCAGCAAAGCCCAUCAGUCGGCGGUCCUCGAGGUUCGACCUGCUCAAGCCUCCGAGAAUCGAUGUCCAAAGCGCCUCGCCCAGCCAGUCACCCCCUCCUCCUCUCGUCGUGGUACAACCGCACGAGCCCGUCGGAUCGGACGCGGAGUCGCAAGCUGGCCGGGAUGACGUUCGCGCGGCCGCCGCCCGCCUGGACGCGGCGCUUACUCUUCCCCACGCGCCGCGAGGUUCGACCUCCUCCUCCAGCCGGCACUGGUCCAUGUCCGACCGCGACGCUUCAACUGGCCCCGCGGUCUCCAAGCGUGAAAUCGCCCGUUUGCACGCCCUGCUCCUCAGCGCGGGCAUCCACGCGGCAGAGAUGGACCGCCGUGCCAAACAGCGCAAGCUGCUUCCCUCGCCACUGCCCGCUACCGCCAAAAUCACCACCACCACCACCACCACCCAUGACCCCCCGCCCCCAACCUGGCAAGAUAUCGCCCGCCUCGCGCCCGACGCCGCAACCCGCCACCACCUGCUCACCACCCCGCUCUCGCAGACAGACAUGUACCCGCUCGCCGCCCGCGCACUGGCCUCAUCAGUCUCGUCCUCAGCGGCGCACCUGGACGCGCAGGCCGCGCGCUUCGCGGCCGACGCCGCGCCCGCGCUGCUGCGCCGCGCCGAGGCCCUGCGCGCCAAGGUCGCCGGCGAGCUGACGUCGCUCGCGCAGAACGCGGCCGACGCCGCCGACGACGCCGGCCACGACCUCACCGUCGCCCAGCGCCUCAAGGUCAAGCGCGUCGCCGACGCCAUGGACAAGAUGCUCCGCCGCCGCCGGCGGCGGUUCCGCUGGGUCCGCAGGGCCGGAUGGCUCCUCGUCGAGUGGCUGCUUGUUGGCGCCAUUGUUAGCCUAGAGUUGGAUUGCUAG